Acanthamoeba castellanii str. Neff is the source of this 696-nucleotide messenger RNA. RefSeq names its product PAP2 superfamily domain containing protein. The record is from RefSeq and is a predicted model, not a curated record. Gene Ontology annotation, molecular function: dolichyldiphosphatase activity. Lineage: Eukaryota; Discosea; Longamoebia; Acanthamoebidae. Gene Ontology annotation, biological process: lipid biosynthetic process; protein N-linked glycosylation. The transcript is spliced from 5 exons. Gene Ontology annotation, cellular component: endoplasmic reticulum membrane; intracellular membrane-bounded organelle. The coding region runs from base 1 to 696 and encodes 231 amino acids.
AUGCCGUUAAAGUCGUGGUCGGUCACGUGUAUCGAGUUCGAGGAGGGCGACCUCUUUUCGUUCGUGGUGGCCUUCUCGCAGUUGGCCCCCGUGUUCGUGUGCGUGAGCCUCGCCACCCUGUGCGCCUUCCAGCGCGACCUCCGCGUGGCCGUCUUUUUCGUGGGCCAGCUGUUCGAUGCGGCCUUCAACCAGGUCGUCAAGCGCAUCAUCAAGCAGCCGCGCCCUCACGGCAUCACCAAUGCCUCACUGCGGACUGACUACGGCAUGCCGUCGAAUCACUCCGAGUUCAUCCUCUUCUUCUCGACCUACGCGGCGCUGGUUGUCCUUUUCCGGUGUAAGUUCCAGCACAAGCUCUGGAAGGCACCGCUCGUCGUGGGACUGUAUCUGAUCGCGCUCGUGGUGGCCUACUCCAGGUUGCUGUUUACUCACCACACGCUGGAGCAAGUCGUGGUGGGCGCCAUUGUGGGCUUCUUCAUGGCCAUUCUCUGGUUUGCGCUGGACACGUACGUGUUCGGACCUUACGUGUACCCCGUCAUCGAGGAGUGGUCGCUCGCCAAGUACUUCUACAUCAAGGACUCCUGCAAGGUCGACAACCUGCUUAAGUGGGAAUGGGAAGAGUGCCGCAAGCGUGGAGGAGCUCACAAGAAGACAAAGCUGGCCGUCGUGCCCAAAGAGAAGACCAAGAAGACGCGGUAG